GCGGCCAUGGCAGCAGAGGAGGAGGAGAUGGACUCCGCGGAUGCCUGUGAGAGGUCUGGAUGGCUAACUGGUUGGCUUCCCACAUGGUGCCCUACAUCGACGUCACACCUUAAAGAAGCUGAAGAGAAAAUUUUAAAAUGUGUCCCCUGCAUAUACAAAAAAGGACCUGUUCGUAUAUCUAAUGGAAAUAAAAUAUGGACACUGAAGCUCUCUCAUAAUAUUUCAAAUAAGAUUCCCCUUGUCCUCCUUCAUGGUUUUGGAGGAGGUGGACUUUGGGCACUGAAUUUUGGAGAUCUUUGCACCAAUAGACCCGUCUAUGCUUUUGACCUGCUGGGCUUUGGACGAAGUAGUAGACCCAGAUUUGACACUGAUGCAGAAGAAGUGGAGAAUCAGUUUGUGGAAUCCAUUGAAGAGUGGAGAUGUGCCUUAGGAUUGGACAAAGUGAUCUUGCUGGGACACAACCUGGGUGGGUUCCUAGCUGCUGCUUACUCACUGAAGUACCCCUCAAGGGUUAGUCAUCUCAUUUUAGUUGAACCUUGGGGUUUUCCUGAGCGACCAGACCUUGCUGAUCAAGAGAGACCAAUUCCAGUUUGGAUCAGAGCCUUGGGAGCGGCAUUGACUCCCUUCAACCCUUUAGCUGGUCUCAGGAUUGCAGGACCCUUUGGUUUAAGUCUAGUACAGCGUUUAAGGCCUGAUUUCAAACGGAAGUAUUCUUCAAUGUUUGAAGAUGAUACUGUGACAGAAUAUAUCUACCACUGUAAUGUUCAGACUCCCAGUGGUGAGACUGCAUUCAAAAAUAUGACUAUCCCUUAUGGAUGGGCAAAAAGGCCAAUGCUCCAUCGGAUUGGUAAAAUGAACCCUGACAUUCCAGUUUCGGUGAUCUACGGAGCCCGAUCCUGCAUAGAUGGCAAUUCUGGCACCAGCAUCCAGUCAUUACGACCACAUUCAUACGUGAAGACAAUAGCCAUUCUUGGAGCAGGACAUUAUGUGUAUGCAGAUCAACCAGAAGACUUCAACCUAAAAGUAAAGGAGAUCUGUGACACUGUGGACUGAGUGCAAUGCAGAUGACAUAGGAAGCCCGAUGGCUGAUCCAGUUCCUCAGCAAUAAUCCCCAGUCUGCAAUGAAGAGUAAGGAAUCCAGCAUGAGAACCAGGCACUCUUCCUGCCUGUACUUUGCACAUGUUUUCUUUAUGAAGCUACUCACACAUUUAAACCAGUUGGUGCCUUCUAGACGAUUGGCUUUCCUUUCUCCUACACAAAAUCAAAAUAUACAAGACCCUCCAAAUCUAAUAGCUUUAAUAAAAGGUUAUUUGUCCCUCUGCUGUA
Molecule: messenger RNA, 1326 nt
Organism: Sus scrofa (pig)
Lineage: Eukaryota; Metazoa; Chordata; Mammalia; Artiodactyla; Suidae
Gene: ABHD5
Product: abhydrolase domain containing 5, lysophosphatidic acid acyltransferase
Biological process (GO): phosphatidic acid biosynthetic process; positive regulation of triglyceride catabolic process; lipid homeostasis
Cellular component (GO): lipid droplet; mitochondrion
Molecular function (GO): carboxylic ester hydrolase activity; lysophosphatidic acid acyltransferase activity
Source: RefSeq, marked provisional